Durio zibethinus is the source of this 2524-nucleotide messenger RNA. NCBI's taxonomy places the organism in Eukaryota, Viridiplantae, Streptophyta, Magnoliopsida, Malvales, Malvaceae. The record is from RefSeq and is a predicted model, not a curated record.
UUAACGUCUUUAAAUUCGUUAGUCUGGAAAUUAACAUUCAACAAAAAGGAACGCUUUCUCAUAUUUGAACUUAAACAUGGGCUCAUCUAAUAGUACAGCUUUCAUACUGAUACUGGUAUGGACUAUCGUCCUUUCUUCCUAUGCUGCAGCUGAAGUUGCCAUAACUUCGUCACUAGAACUAAAGGCAAAGGCUCUACUUGAGAGUGGUUGGUGGAGUACCUACAGCAACGAUACUUCGCAGCGUUGCAACUGGGCAGGUAUCUCAUGCAAUGACGCUGGUAGCGUCACCAAAAUUUACCCACCUUCUGAUGUUGGCGCUGAUAAAUUUGGAAAUAUGAACUUCUACUUUCCGAACCUUGUUUUUCUCAGUCUUAGUGGUCAAGAAGUCUUCGGGAGCAUGAAUGACGAUGGGGUCAUUAUCUCCAAAAUAGGCCAUCUAUCAACAUUAGUGCACCUCGACUUGUCCAACAAUAGUUUAUUUGGUGAGUUAUCUCCUCAGCUUGGCAAUCUCUCCAAAUUAGAGUUUCUUGAUCUUUCAUAUAACAGAUAUAUUAAGGGUUCCCUCCCUUUGGAGCUAUGGAAUUUGAAGAAUCUCGCCAUUUUAAAUUUGACUGGGAACCAAAUUGAACAACUGUUUCCGCCAUCUUUUCUUCUAUUGAACAACAAUCUUACCCACCUGCACAUGAGCUCAAAUCAAUUAAACCAUUCCAUUCCCCCAGAAUUGGGGGAUUUGGAGGCUUUAAUGACUCUGUCUCUUUAUGGAAACCAUAUCAAUGGAUCCAUCCCGGUAGAGAUUGGGAAGUUAAAGAAUUUGGUGACUCUAGAUCUGUCCGGUAAUAGGCUUGUCGGUUCAAUUCCUUCUCUUGGUCAGUUAACCAAUUUAGUGACCCUGAAUGUGUCCAAUAACAUGCUUGAUGGCUCCAUUUCUUCCAUUCUUGGUUCAUUAAUCAAUUUGCUGGAAGAGUUGCUUCUUAGCUUCAACGAAAUCGACGGGUCUAUACCUUCAAAAAUUGGAGAUUUGCAGACUUUGCGUGUUUUGUCCCUUAAUUCAAAACUUUUAGCAGGUGCAAUACCGGAGGAAAUUGGGAACUUGAAAGCAUUGACUUUGUUGGACUUGUCUCAAAACCAGUUGAGUGGAUCCAUUCCUCCCCAAAUUGGUAAUUGCCUGGAUUUAGAAGAGUUAAAGCUAAGCAGCAACUAUUUACAAGGUCCCAUUCCUGAUCAAAUUGGAAACCUUUCUUCUCUACGUCUAGUAGAUCUCACAAACAAUGAUCUCUCAGGAGUUAUUCCCUAUAGUCCUCGUUGGUUAACAAAUAGUAAUUACUUCAACUCUAACUGUUACGAAAUUGAUGCCAAUGCAUUUGGUGGCAACAAAAAUUUAGCACCCUACUCAUGUUCUCCACCACCCCAUUCUUCAAUGAAGAAGAGUCACAAUCUCCAACUCCAAAUAUUUCUUCCCGUUUCCGUUUUAAUUGCUGUUUGUAUUUUUGGGUGUUCAUUAUUGUUGAGGUAUAAGGCCGAGGUCAACCCAAUUACAGUGCAAACACCUAAGAAUGGAGAUCUGUUCUCGAUAUGGAACUAUGAUGGAAAGUUAGCAUAUGAAGACAUCAUAGCAGCAACAAAUGAUUUUGACAUCCGAUACUGCAUUGGAACUGGUGGUUAUGGAAGUGUUUACAGAGCACAGUUACCUAGUGGCAAAGUGGUGGCCUUAAAGAAGCUUCAUCGUCUUGAAGCAGAAGAACCGGAUUUCGAUAGGAGUUUCAAAAAUGAGAUAAAAUUUUUGACAGAAAUUCGACAUCGGAAUAUUGUGAAGCUACAUGAUUAUUGUCUACACAAAAGAUGCAUGUUUUUGAUUUACCAAUACAUGGAAAGAGGCAGCUUGUUUUGCGUCUUAAGUGAUGAUGGUGAAGCUGUGGAAUUGGAUUGGACCAAAAGAGUUAACAUCAUCAAGAGCACAGCUUAUGCUUUGUCUUACUUGCAUUAUGAAUGCACACCAAUAAUAGUUCACAGAGACAUAUCAAGUAACAACAUUCUUUUAAACUCAUACUUGGAGGCUUUUGUCUCUGACUUGGGCACUGCUAGAAUCCUAGACCCUGAUUCUUCAAAUAUAACCAGACUUGUUGGCAAUUGUGGCUGUGUAGCUCCAGAACUUGCCUAUACAAUGGUUGUAACAGAAAAAUGUAAUGUUUUUAGCUUUGGUGUUCUGGCAUUGGAAACAUUGAUGGGAAAACAUCCUGGACAACUUUUAUCAAUGGUGUCAAAACCAUCAUCUUUGCAAAAUAUAAUGCUAUCCGAUGUAUUAGAUCCACGUCUCUCACCUCCAACAAGCCAGAUGGUCGCGCAGAAUAUUGUUCAUGUUGCUACAAUAGCAUUAGCAUGUGUCCAUACCGAUCCAAAAUUCCGGCCAACGAUGAAACAGGUCACCCGAGAGUUUCUUUCUUGUCAAAGAUCAUUAAGGAACCCCCUUCGAACAAUCUCUUUGCUGCAACUGGUGAACGGUGAGAUGUGCGAGGAAGGUGCAUGA